Molecule: messenger RNA, 1540 nt
Organism: Elgaria multicarinata webbii
Lineage: Eukaryota; Metazoa; Chordata; Lepidosauria; Squamata; Anguidae
Gene: SGF29
Product: SAGA complex associated factor 29
Exons: 10
Coding region: 192-1103 (303 amino acids)
Cellular component (GO): SAGA complex
Source: RefSeq, a predicted model, not a curated record
AGAGAAAUGAACUGGGCCCCUAAUUUCUCCUUUCCCACGAAUCCUUUUUGGGCGCAAUGUUUGACUAGGCUUGCUGCCUAGCUGUUCCACCCCCUCAUUUUUAUUUUUUUAAAAAAGUAUUUUAACUAUUUUAAGACACGGUGGGGGAGGGGGGGACUCAGCCCAGUGCGUAUGAAAUCAUCAUAAGCAAGAUGGAUUUGCUUGUGAUCCAAAUCAGUAACAUGGCUCUGGUAUCAGCUGAUUCCCGCAUUGCCGAAAUCCUCGGGGAGUUGCAUCAGCUUAUCAAGCAGACACAGGAGGAACGAUUGAGGAGUGAACACAACCUGGUGAACAUCCAGAAGACACACGAGAGGAUGCAGACGGAAAACAAGAUCUCUCCGUACUAUCGGACCAAGUUGCGGGGCCUCUACACAACAGCCAAGGCCGAUGCGGAAGCUGAAUGCAACAUCCUGCGUAAAGACUUGGAUAAGAUCGCUGAGAUUAAGUCGCUUCUGGAAGAACGCCGGAUUGCUGCCAAGAUAGCCGGCCUUUACAAUGACUCGGAGCCCCCGCGCAAGACCAUGCGCCGUGGUGUGCUGAUGACGCUCCUCCAGCAGUCGGCCAUGACUCUUCCCUUGUGGAUUGGGAAACCUGGAGAGAAGCCUCCUCCACUCUGCGGUGCCAUCCCUGCCUCCAGCGAUUAUGUGGCCAAACCAGGGGACAAGGUGGCCGCCCGUGUCAAGGCCGUGGACGGGGAUGAGCAGUGGAUCUUGGCUGAGGCCGUGAGCUACAACCACGCCACCAACAAGUAUGAAGUGGACGACAUUGACGAAGAAGGGAAAGAGCGCCACACCCUGAGUCGGCGUCGCAUCAUCCCCUUGCCCCAGUGGAAGGCCAACCCUGAAACAGACCCUGAGGCCCUCUUCCAGAAAGACCAGCUGGUCCUGGCUUUGUAUCCACAAACAACGUGCUUCUAUAGAGCGCUGAUCCACACUCCGCCCCAGCGGCCCCAGGAUGAUUACUCCGUGCUGUUUGAGGACACCAGCUACGCGGACGGCUACUCUCCGCCCCUCAACGUGGCCCAGCGCUAUGUGGUGGCAUGCAAAGAAACCAAGAAGAAGUGACAGUGCCCCCUAGUGGGUGGCGGCGGUGUGGCCUGGCGAGGAACCGGAGCAAUCCGAUGGGACUUUUGCAAUUGCAAGUUUAAUACAGCAGCAACUAAACAGAAAUCCAGCAGGUGCCGGAGACACGUUUUUUACUCCAAGCAGUGUAAAUCCCAACGUGAUUCAAGCAGUCAGCUCUCCACCAGGGGAAUGUGUUGCAAUUUAAUUAGACAAACAACUUCCAACAGUUCUCUGCCGUUGUGGGAAUCAGCGGCUCCUUUCGGAGGCAGCCGUGCUAAGACGUUGCAAUAGAUACUCCUGGAUGAAGAGGCCAUUGCUUGACGCACGUGGGGAUUUAUGCUACUUGGAUGAAUCAACGUGUCUCUUGCACCUGUUGGAUUUCUGUCUGUGUCUGCUUUGUGGCAGUUGAGAUUUAAUAAAGCACCAUGUUUUUGUCA